ACUAAUCCCAAAGCCUCUUACACUUUAAGCAUUUUCAUGUAACGGGCCAGACCCAGAAGACAAAACUUAAUCUUUGAGUGUAGAGAGUGAGAUCUAAGCCUCUGAAAAGCGUACCUUUCUUGGGGUUUUAACUCUUUAACACGGCUGGUUAUGAUUCUUUACUUACAUUUAUGUUUCAAGCUUCGAAACACUGUAUUUUUAUGUUGUUUUCUGAUGACUUGCAUUGUGGGAUAUCCAUUUCUUGAGAUUGAAGUUUAUUUCUCUCUGUGUUUUGAUGAUUGGCAUUUUUUUUUUGUAGCAGGUGAUUUGAAUUGAAAAUGGUUGAUGCUUGUUGAUUUAAUUUGAGAGAGAGAGAGUGAGAGAAAGUUGGAAUGGCUGGUGAGAUUGAAGAGCCUUGCAGCCUUAGUUUUCAGUCAGGUUCUUUGCACUCUGGUUCUAUAUCGUUUGGAAGAUUUGAAAAGGAACCCUUAUCUUGGGAAAGGAGAUCGUCUUUUUCACACAAUAGGUACCUUGAAGAGGUUGAGAAAUGCUCUAAACCGGGUUCAGUCAUUGAAAAGAAGGCUUAUUUUGAAGCUCACUUCAAGCGGAAGGCUCUUCUGCUUCAGGGUUCGUCCGAGUGCCAAAAUGCAAAUGAAGACCAAACUGGUGAAAAUGAUGUCUUUGAGAGUGAGGGUUAUAGAGAUGGAUAUGAAAAUGUAGCUGAAGGUAGUUGUUGUGAUCAAUUUGAUAGAACUGCUUUUGAGAAUCUGGAUGUGCACCACUCAGAAGAUCUUAAUGAUAAACAAGAGAGUCAUGACUACCACGUUGAUGAGAAUGUCUCAGAGACUGCAAACUGGAGACAGGAUAUUGACAAUGGGAAUGAAAGGAACCAAUUUUAUUCUGCAAAUGGAACUAACCAAUUGACUCACUUUGAUGAGAGCCCUGAAGGUUCAGAUUAUCAUGGAGAGCUUGAUGUAAUGGAAUGUGAAAGAGAAGAUCCUUCAGUUUUGCUUGCAGAAACUCCAAUGGGAGCUACUUGGGCCAAUGCUGAUGUUUUGGUCAACACUGCUGCUGAAGAUGUUAAAUCCCUGGAAACAUUUCAAACUGGAACUGUCUGUGACAAGUCACUUCCAAGUAAUGAUGAAGCAGAGAUAGAACUACAGAAGAACUCUAAUAAUGAUGUGGUUGAUGUAAAUGAAUCUUCUAAAACCAUCAGCUUGUCCCCCAAGAAUAGAGCCACUAAGAAAGUUGAUAAAUCUAGUUCGGAAAAUAGGAAAAAUCUUUCUCCGAAGACUAGAGUUCCCAUGGCAAAUAAGUCUGGUAAGUCUAAAUUGAAUUCUCAGAGCCAUGUCCAAAAGCCUGUUUCUCUCGAGACUUCAAAAGCUGCUGCAAAGAACCAGGACAGAAUGGAAAAAGGUAGUCCAGGGAGGAUGAAAACAGAAAAGCAGUCAUUAAGAUCAUCCACUCCAGUUAUGCGUUCAUUACAGAGAUCGCCUAAGACUCAGGAAUCUGAAAGUUCUGCUUCAAAAUCAAAGGUUGGGAGUAAGAGUGAAAAAAAUCUGCUGAGAGCCAAGAAAGUAAUUGAGUCCCAACCUUCUGCGUCAAAUAAGAUUGAUCCUAGAGGUCGCCAAAUGCCAAAUAGGCCUAAGCAGACUGCAGCCGAUUCAAGAAGCCCAGUCAUGAGGCCAAGUUCUGCAGCAUUCAGUUUCAAAAGCAAUGAACGGGCAGAAAGGAGGAAAGAGUUCGACAUGAAGUUGGAGGAAAAAAUGCAUGCUAAGGAGGCUGAAAUGAAUCAGAUACGAGCAAAACCACAGGAAAAGACACAGGCCGCAAUUAGACAAUUCCGGAAAAGCCAUAAUUUCAAAGCAACGCCAAUGCCUUCUUUCAAUCAAGCCACUGCACUGCCUGGAUCUGAUGGAAACAAGGCACCAGCUAAAUUACAACAUCAGUCGACAAAUCCAGGGACCAAAAGUACUGCAAGAUCACCAAUGCUUUCCAAGGCCAGAAAAGACAAAGGCCUUGCCAUGAGUGAGUUUGUAAACACUGGUGAUAAACCUGGAUCCUCAGAAGCAUCAAAGUCCUCAACAACUGAGCUAUCUGAGGUCUCUUCAGCUCCCCUAAGCCAUAGCAGCAUUCAUCAUGAAGCCAGAAUGAAAAAUGGGAACACAGAGAGGAAACAGCGAGAGAAAGAGAGAAGUCCGAGUUUGCAGAAACAUCGACUAUCAGAGACCAGUAAGGCAACAAAAGACCACAGAAGUGAGGUGAAACCAAAAGUGGGAGCUCGAAGAAAUAACAACAUGAUGAUGAGGAAGAGUGUGAAAGAUACUGUUGUUGGCAGCAGUUCCGGAGUAGGUCAUCUAGGCUAUGUAGCAGUUGGAGUAGCUUCUUGAACAAAGCAAGCCUAUAUUUCACACAUUCGCAUACUGCCUUGAGAAGAAGUUACCAUUACCCGUAUCAGCAAAAUCCAAUGGUUAUGAAGCAAUACUAAUUGCAAAUGCAGAGCUUUGCCAGUGAGAUUCAAUAGUUGGCAUGUUUGUUUGAGCAUAGUGUUGAUGAAAAAUCAUUUGAGGGUUGCAUUUCAUGCUCGUAACUCUGUUUUUCCAAGUAUUUUAUGUAUGCAGAAUGUAAUGUGACAUGUAGCUGAAUAGAGAAUAAUGGUGGCAUUUGAGAUUGGAAUUUUCUCCUCCCCACCAAAUAUAUGGAACUUCAUUCAUCAGUAGAAGUUGUAAUUUAUUAAGUCACUCUUUAGCAUGUAAUAACUUAUAUAUCUUUCAUUUGUCUUAAA
Mangifera indica (mango) is the source of this 2764-nucleotide messenger RNA. Its product is annotated as protein WVD2-like 7. The transcript has 9 exons. The record is from RefSeq and is a predicted model, not a curated record. Bases 372 to 2369 code for a protein of 665 amino acids. NCBI's taxonomy places the organism in Eukaryota, Viridiplantae, Streptophyta, Magnoliopsida, Sapindales, Anacardiaceae.